CCCACGGCUGGAAUCAUGGCGUCGGGCGCUUCGGAGGUCCGGGGUUCCAUGGCAACGCUGUCUGGUGUGACGGAACGGUAUUUCACCCGCUGGUACAAACCAGAUGUAAAAGGUAAUCAGUGUGAAGAUCAUUGCAUAUUGCAACAUUCUAAUAGAAUCUGUGUCAUCACUAUAGCAGAUGCCCAUCCUCUUCUUCAAAAAGGAAAACCAAUUAAGAGUAUUAGUUAUCAGAUUAGUGCAAACUGCAGCAGACUGAAAAAUAAAGUUUCUGGAAAGUCUAAACGGGGUGCUCAGUUUCUAACAGAGCUUGCACCUCUAUGUCGAAUUCUCUGCUCAGACGGGGAAGAGUACACCAUCUAUAGCUGUAUAAGAGGAAAAUUAAUAGAGGUGAAUGAAAAUAUUCUGGAAAAUCCAUCUCUUCUACAAGAAAAGCCUUUCACAGAGGGUUACAUUGCAGUUGUGUUACCAAAAUUUGAAGAAAGCAAAAAAGUAACUCAGGGGCUUCUGACAAGGGAAGAAUACAAAGAAGUUCUGUCAAAACGUUUUAAUUCCACAUCAUUAUGCAAUACAAAGAAAGAGAACUCAGCAGAAGUAUGAAAUACAUCAGAUAUCUUCCAGUAUGUCCCAUACUAAAGUGACUUUAUGGAUUUUCAUACUUUACUUUUGGAUGGUUAUAAUUUUAAUUGUUCAUUUUUAGACAACAAAGUCAGUGUUUCAAAAAUCUGAUCUGUAACUUUUAGUAUUGGAUUUAUGGAUGUAGUGCCAAAAUAUUGUAUUGUUCUUUAUGUCAAUAAAAGCUUUUGUUUAUU
Protobothrops mucrosquamatus (brown spotted pit viper) is the source of this 809-nucleotide messenger RNA. It is a transcript of the gene ABITRAM, whose product is annotated as actin binding transcription modulator. The record is from RefSeq and is a predicted model, not a curated record. The transcript has 6 exons. NCBI's taxonomy places the organism in Eukaryota, Metazoa, Chordata, Lepidosauria, Squamata, Viperidae. Gene Ontology annotation, cellular component: lamellipodium; nucleus; dendrite. The coding region runs from base 16 to 597 and encodes 193 amino acids. Gene Ontology annotation, molecular function: actin filament binding; actin monomer binding. Gene Ontology annotation, biological process: regulation of filopodium assembly; dendrite morphogenesis; regulation of actin filament polymerization.